Messenger RNA from Oryzias latipes (Japanese medaka), 1231 nucleotides. It is a transcript of the gene opn1sw1, whose product is annotated as opsin 1 (cone pigments), short-wave-sensitive 1. Gene Ontology annotation, cellular component: membrane. Gene Ontology annotation, molecular function: G protein-coupled receptor activity. The record is from RefSeq and is marked provisional. Gene Ontology annotation, biological process: G protein-coupled receptor signaling pathway; phototransduction; visual perception. NCBI's taxonomy places the organism in Eukaryota, Metazoa, Chordata, Actinopteri, Beloniformes, Adrianichthyidae.
CUCAGCUUCACGAUGGGAAAAUACUUCUACCUGUAUGAGAACAUCUCCAAAGUGGGCCCCUACGACGGGCCCCAGUACUACCUGGCCCCGACGUGGGCCUUCUACCUGCAGGCGGCCUUCAUGGGCUUCGUGUUCUUUGUGGGGACGCCUCUGAACUUUGUCGUUCUUCUGGCGACGGCCAAAUACAAGAAGCUUCGAGUCCCGCUCAACUACAUUCUUGUCAACAUCACCUUUGCUGGUUUCAUCUUCGUCACCUUCUCUGUCAGCCAGGUGUUCCUGGCCAGCGUGAGGGGCUACUACUUCUUUGGUCAAACGCUGUGCGCCCUGGAAGCAGCAGUGGGCGCUGUGGCAGGCCUGGUGACGUCCUGGUCUCUGGCCGUCCUCUCCUUUGAGAGAUACCUGGUUAUCUGUAAACCAUUUGGAGCCUUCAAGUUUGGCAGCAACCACGCCCUGGCUGCUGUCAUCUUCACCUGGUUCAUGGGGGUGGGCUGCGCCUGCCCACCUUUCUUUGGCUGGAGUCGGUACAUCCCUGAAGGUCUGGGCUGCUCCUGUGGACCGGAUUGGUACACGAACUGCGAGGAGUUCAGUUGCGCCAGCUAUUCCAAGUUCCUCCUGGUGACCUGCUUCAUCUGCCCCAUCACCAUCAUCAUUUUCUCCUAUUCCCAGCUCCUGGGCGCGCUCAGAGCGGUCGCAGCACAGCAGGCCGAGUCAGCGUCCACGCAGAAGGCUGAGAAGGAAGUGUCCAGGAUGAUCAUCGUCAUGGUGGCGUCCUUCGUCACCUGCUACGGUCCGUACGCUCUGACCGCCCAGUACUACGCAUACUCCCAGGAUGAGAACAAAGACUACCGGCUCGUCACCAUCCCAGCUUUCUUCUCCAAGAGCUCCUGCGUGUACAACCCGCUCAUCUACGCCUUCAUGAACAAACAGUUUAACGGCUGCAUCAUGGAGAUGGUUUUCGGAAAGAAGAUGGAGGAAGCGUCUGAGGUGUCCUCCAAGACGGAGGUGUCCACGGCCUCUUAAGGUUUGGGACAAAAAGCAACAAACCUCUGAUGGACAUGUGACUUCCCAUAAGAACUCUCAAAGGUCUAAGACCAGAAGAUUCGCUGUAAACUCGCAAAAGACGUCCGACCGCCAUGUAAAUACGGUUUAUACCAGACCUGACUGUUCGCUUCUCUGUAGAAGGAUUUGUUUAGAGAAAAGGCAGCAAAAAGCAAAUAAAAAAUGGACUCUU